UGUCGGUCAACACGCAAUACUAGAGAGUCGAAAAAAAAACAAUCCAACAGACCAACCGAAAUCACUGAAGCGUGGCGCCAUUGCCAUUGCCGAGAUUGAACCGGUGAUCGUUUUUCGUUGACAUCGAUCGAGUCAAUGAACCAGCAUUUCUAUAUGUACGCAAAUUGGAAAAACCCCGCAUACCUACUUGGUGGUUGGUCUGUUGCAUUUUUUCGUGGCCGUAGUUUUGAGAUAACGGAUUCUUUUUGCAACUGUGCCCUUCAUCUUCCUAUAACUGGAGCAAUGAGUGUCAACUUAACUUUUUGGCGUCAAACUCUAUUUAGAGCAGCAUAUGGCAUCUUGAUAGAUGGAUGGGAUGAAUAGCUUGGUUCGGCGCGGAAGUCGCAUCAACAAUGGCGAUCACGCGGAAAUCGACCUGACGAUCGAUCCCGUGACGAAUGUUGAAUGGCCUGUUUAAGAGGUGGUUUUAUUUUAGGGCCUGACUGGCAAUGACUUGAGCUUCGCUCUUUCUGGAUCAAUGGAUCUUGAAGAUGAACUUUGGCCGGCUUUGGUAAAGACUUGUGGGCUCCGGUAUAAAUACUCGGUCGAUCGAUGACUAGCUUGAUCAGUGUCUUGUGCUAAUUAGUUUGAGCUGGUUGCUAGUUGAAAUGGGUUGGGAAAUUUCGGUGGCCGUGGUGAUUUUUUCCGGAUUACAAGUUCUGGCAGGUGGUUAUCCUUACGCCGAUAGUUAUCCUUAUAGUGCGACGGCUUUGGUUACGGAAAGCAAACUUUUGAAGGGCAUUUCGAAUAAGGCAUCAAUUGAAGGUGCGAAAGAUGUGCGGGAUUUUGCUCAUGACCACGUGAACGAUCAAGGUGGAAGGAUUAAUUCUGCUGCGGAUGCUGUGCGGUACCACGCGUUGGACAAUCAGAUCAACGGUCAUCGGAUAGCGGAUUCCUCGAAGGGAGGUUCAGUUGACAAGAUCAAACAUCUGGCGGGGGAAAAGUUCGAAACUGAUAAAUCUCACAAUCGAAAACAAAUUAAAUCAGGAUUCAGCAAUUCCUAUCACAAAGAUGAAAGUGGAAGCAAAAGUUCGUUCUACGAGGAUUCUGAUGAUCACGGCGGCAAACAGAUUUUUGACAACAGGCAGAAUUUGAGGGACAAUUACAACGAUCACCUGUACAACAAGGAGUUAAGAAACGAUCACCUUAAGGAUCGUUACGAUGAUCGAUAUGGGGGAGCUGAUCUUCGUGGCGUUCGCGACUUCCAUCAUCAAACGGCUGCUGAUCGAGGUAACCUCCGUGACUAUCGCGAUGGCUUCCGAGACGACCGCGACCAUAACCUGCGAACGUAUGGCCACGAGAUGUAUCCGGCACCGUACGGACAUCACCUGCAUCAGCAUCCCUUGGCACCGGUUCGCCACUAUGACGACCUCUACCAUCGGAAAACGUUCUACGAGCCUCGUCCUGCCUUCAAUACCGGUCCCUUCCCACGUCCUGCCAUUACGGUGUACGAAGAUCCCCGUUAUCCUACCGCUAUCGCUGCUGGCGGCUAUGGUCAUGAUCUUGGGGAUGAGCGUUUCCGACGUUUGACGACCAACGACGACGACGGCAGACAUCCCGCGGAUCGAUUCCAGCGCAGAUUCGACGAGGAUUUCGCCGAUCGGACGAGACUCAUUUUCCGUCCCAGUCCGCUGCUCAACUACCGGAGACCGUGACGGACGAAUGUUUAAUUGAUUACAAUAGUUAUUAAUGUAUGCUCGUCAAUGGGCUCAUUUAAAGGCGGGAAAAAAGAACUCGUGACUCAGCUGCUUUCCGAGUAUUAAAGUUAGAGACUUCGAUUUUAAGAAUUUAAGA
Uranotaenia lowii is the source of this 1833-nucleotide messenger RNA. RefSeq lists its product as uncharacterized. NCBI's taxonomy places the organism in Eukaryota, Metazoa, Arthropoda, Insecta, Diptera, Culicidae. The transcript has 2 exons. Bases 648 to 1694 code for a protein of 348 amino acids. The record is from RefSeq and is a predicted model, not a curated record.